Musa acuminata AAA Group (dessert banana) is the source of this 825-nucleotide messenger RNA. RefSeq lists its product as uncharacterized. The coding region runs from base 52 to 675 and encodes 207 amino acids. Lineage: Eukaryota; Viridiplantae; Streptophyta; Magnoliopsida; Zingiberales; Musaceae. The record is from RefSeq and is a predicted model, not a curated record. The transcript has a single exon.
CGCUCCUUCGUCGAUCCGACCUUACGCCUCAUCCUCCUCCUGAUCUCAGCCAUGGGCAAUGGCCUCUCCCCUUGCUGCCUCACCGGCUCCAAAAGCCUCGUGCGCCUGGUCUUCUGGGGCGGUGCCACCGAGUUCCUGACCGAGAAGCAGAUCGCCGCCGAGCUCAUGUUCCGCUUCCCCGACCGCGUCGUCUGCCGCGCCGACUCCUUCUACAUCGGCCGCCCCGUCCCCGUGCUCUCCAUGGAUGACGAGCUUCUACCUGGCCACACCUACUUCCUCCUACCCAUGGACAAGUUCCCGUGCCACGAUCCCCUCACCGCCGUGUCGCUCGCCUCCUUAUCCCCCGACCCGGCCAAGGCAGUAUCGCUCUCCGGCGACGACCAAUGCCGACCGUUCGCUUACGUGAAGGGCGGCGACGGCCGGGUGCUCAUCAAGGUGCUGCCGGAGUUCAUAACCAAGGUCAUCAGCUCCGCGGAAUCCGUCGACACGUGUGGCAGUGGCGGCGGGCCACUGUGCAGCACGCCGGAGUUGAAGAAACACUACGCGCAGCUCGUGGGACAGAGAGAUCGGCCGUGGUCUCCGAAGCUAGAGACUAUAUCGGAGAGCAAGAAGCGCUCAUCCGUAGGCAGGAUAUCGCCUGUAAGGUUAUUAGGGUUAGAAAGGAGAAGGUGUUGACGAGCCAAUUAUAUAUAUAUAUAUAUAUAUAUAUAUAUAUACUUUUUCUUUUUUUUGUAGCAUUCUUCUCAACACAAUUUAAAAGACUUACGUUCAGAAGAACAAGAGUCUUGCAAAAUUUAGUGAGCUGCAGAAUUUAAUCUUCAUGGA